UUUCUGGCCGCGCGGCCCGCCGGCUCGGAGCCGGUCGCCGCGGGCGUGCACACACCACCGGGUCCCGAGCGGCUCAGGGAGAGACUCUCCCAGCACCGUAAAUAGAGUCCAAGUGGGCGGGGAGCCGCCCCGCGCCGCCCGCUCAUGUCUCUGCGGAGCCAAGUGUCCGGCCGCCUGGCACAGCUGCGCGCGGCGGGGCAGCUGCUCUGCGUCCCGCGCCCCUGGCCCGGCCCCUCGGCGGGUGCCACGCGGACCCGCAGCAGCGCGUGCGGUCCCCCCGGCGUCCCUGGGCGCCUGCGGCCCCGGCGCGCGGACCCCAGCGGGAGUUGGGGCUUGGGGGGCGGCGGCGGUGGGGCGGAGAGGAGAGCCGGGGUGCGCACCUGGGCCCCCCUGGCCAUGGCGGCGAAGGUGGACCUGAGCACCUCCACCGACUGGAAGGAGGCAAAAUCAUUUCUGAAGGGCCUGAGCGACAAGCAGCGAGAGGAACAUUACUUCUGCAGGGACUUCGUCAGGCUGAAGAAGAUCCCGACAUGGAAGGAGACGGCGAAAGGGGUGACCGCGAAGGUGGAGGAGCCAAAGUACAAGAAGGAUAAGCAACUGAACGAGAAGAUCUCCCUGUUCCGAGGCGAUAUCACCAAGCUGGAGGUGGACGCCAUCGUCAACGCCGUUCCAGGUCUGGGCGGCCACACGGAAAGGAAGCACAUUCAUUAGGAGACCCAGGCACACAGCCCAGCCUUGCCAAGCAUCUUUCCGCGCCGACUCGCGAGGACCACGGCCUCGCUGAGAGCACAUCUCCCGCGCCUUCCUGGUGACAGGUUCCAUCUGCCAGCCCCCGGGGAGUCGCUGAUUCGGUGGUGGUGGUGGCGGGGGCUGCUCAGGGACCCGCCAUCCCUGGUGACAGCCCCCCCAGCCCUUCACCCCGGGCUUGUAAUCUCAGCUUUAAGGAGGAUUCCAGUCCCUUUCUCCCGCCCCACCACAACUAAUCCAUUUGCCAGGGACCCGAUCCAAGAGAAAGCUAAUUAAAGAAUUUCUGCUCUUGGCUCAGCCUGGACUUUGAAGAUUCCCCUUAGUCUUCCUGGAGUAUCUGAAAACAGGUGGAGAAGGGGGGGUGUCAGAAAGGGCGUCGGAUAAGACCCCGCUAGCCUCCGUAAUAGGCUUAAUCCCCCCAAAGUCAGCAGGCAUCAAACAGCCCUCCAGCCAUCACUGCGGAGAAGGGGCUUGGAGGACUUGGGGCCCUUUGUGACCCUGUGAGCCCCAGACCACAGAGGGCUCCCUGUCCUCGCAUCCUGUGAAUGGGAGGCUGUGCAUUCCCCCAAGAGUUCUGGGGACCGGGGAAGGGGGAAGGCAGAGCACGAACCCCGCACCGCCCGUGCUCCAGGGCAGUGAAAGGCACAGGUCAGUGGCAUGGAGGAGGUCCUGCCUUGAGGCUUGCUGCGGCCACUGGCACGUAGCUCAGUGAGGUGGGCUCCCGCCCUCCCCGCCCCUUCCCUCUGGUGCCCCACAUGCCACCGUCUCCUCUCUCAAGCGCCCGUUUGCCUCUCAGAGAUUUUAAUCAAUCAAGCCCAAAUAUUUGCUCAGUACCAGCAGCACGAGAGCCCCGUCGGGCAGGGGACUUUGGGGCCCCACUCGGUGCAGGGUCCUCCAUUUAAGCAGGGCCUGGCACACAGCAGGUGCCCAAUAAAGACUCGAUGGUGGGGUUGGUUGUAGUGGCUGCUCUCACAGGGCUCAUGCUAUUGCUGCCUUCAGAAGACACCUGCCGCGUCUUUGGGGGAUCAGUGGUCUCCAAAAUGUGGGGUGUGGGAUCUUAGAGCCUGUCUCCCUGCCACCCUGAGCUUUGGCCCAGCCUGGUGGAACCCUGAGGAGAGGCAGGGCUGUCCGCUGCCAUUCCGUGCCCCCCGAUCACCCCCUCCUAGGCUCCUGCUCCCCCGUUUCCCUCCGCAGUGCUGGGGGAGGGGGGCAGGGAGCAUUUAGACCCGCAAUCCCCCAGGUAGGGACCUCGGGGGCCACUGGCAUCAACGGAAAGAAAAAUGAUAAAAACCUGCCACUGAAUUCUGGGUGGCAGUAAAUUACUUAACACCUGAAACAGGUUGAAAUGUGGCCGCUGUGGCUUUUAAUAAGCCCAUCUCCGAUGCGGCCGCUUCCGCGAGGAGCCGGCCGGGUCUCUUCUCGAGGCAUAAUUUCAUCGUGGCCCAGGCUUGGCAACGGUGCAAAUAAGAUUUCACUUCCCCCGUAAAUCUCCGAGGGGGAGCGCCGGGAUUUCAUUUGUGCUGUCAGUUAGUGGCUGGAGAGAUCCUAUUUACUUUGCCGCGGGAGGAGAGGGUCCUUCAGAGGUGCUGGACGGUGUGGCCGGCCGGUGGAGAAGCAGGUGCUGACGAGCGGGCCUGAGGCGCGGCCGAGGGCAGGGGAGGCGGCCAGCAGCGAGGCCGGGGGAAGCACACCGGGGUUGGGGGCUCCCGAGAGUAGCUGAGCAAGCUCCACCCAGGCCUCCUGAUGCAGCAUCUGGGGGUUGGCUGGCUGCCCGCUGAUCCACCCCGGGGGGGGCCUCCUAAGCAGGGUGCUAAGAAUUGGCCACAGAACUUGGGUGUGGGGGUGUGGUGUGGGGUUUGAUUCCUUCCUGGGCUCCACUGCCUCUUCUCCAGGAUGCUCGGUGAGGUCAGCAACGCCUCCUGGGAAGUAGGGGCGCGGGAGGAGGGAAGCUUCCGGAAACUGGUGGUGGCCGGGUAAGGGCAGGGUCCAGGUUACGGGGUGUCGUGGCCACCCUUUGUCCUAUCCGACCUGGAACUUUUAGUCCUCCAUCUGGCCAAACAGGUGAAGUUGGAUCUAAGAAGCCAAGGCCCUGGGUCUUGGGAUGCCCCUUGGCCACAGGGCAGCCAUCUGGGGUCUUACCCCCUACCUGCCCGUAACCUCAGUGACCUGUGAGUCCUGAGACUUCUUU
Neofelis nebulosa (Clouded leopard) is the source of this 2935-nucleotide messenger RNA. RefSeq names its product mono-ADP ribosylhydrolase 1 (gene MACROD1). The transcript has 4 exons. Bases 145 to 711 code for a protein of 188 amino acids. The record is from RefSeq and is a predicted model, not a curated record. Lineage: Eukaryota; Metazoa; Chordata; Mammalia; Carnivora; Felidae.